UCAUAACCUGUUUCAUCAUCCUUUUUGUCAUUAGCUAGCUCCAAAAAUGGCCUAUCUUCGCCUCCCGGCUUUUGUCCUACCACUACUUCUGCUCUUUGCCUUCUCACUUAUGAGCUCCAAAUCAAUGGUUGCAGGGGCUCGUUUUCUUCUCGAGACUUCCUUGCCUCAAGUGCCCGAGCUUCCAAAGCCUGAGCUGCCACAAUUGCCUAAGCCUGAGCUUCCACAGUUGCCAAAGCCUGAGCUGCCACAACUUCCUAAGCCUGAGCUUCCACAACUUCCUAAGCCUGAGCUUCCACAGUUGCCAAAACCCGAGCUGCCACCGCUUCCUAAGCCUGAGCUACCGCAGUUUCCAAAGCCUGAGCUGCCACCAUUGGCUAAACCCGAAAUACCAUCAGCACCUCAUGUCCCAACUUUGCCAAAGGAAGGCCAUAAGUUGGCUGAAAUACCCCAUGCCCCAACCUUGCAUGAGUUACCUCAACUUCCAAAGCCUGAAUUGCCACCACUUCCCGAUUUCCCAACUUUGCCGAAGCCCGAGCUGCCAGCAGUGCCCAAUGUCCCUACUUUACCGAAGCCUGAAAUGCCAAAGUUGCCUGAAAUUCCACCUCUGCCACAUCUCCCAGCUGAGCUACCUAAGCCCACAUUGCCCUCCAUCCCAACCCUCCCCAAGGCCACACCCCUCCCUUCACUCAUCCCACCUCACAAAACCACCCUCCCUUGAUUCUCUUAAAAUAUUUCCAAUUAAUUUGUUUCACUAUUUAUAUCUUUGUAAUCAUCAUAUCUUCUUCAGUGUUUCUUUCUUAUCAUGUACUGCUACGUUUGAGUAUUAAUACAUAAGAGUGUUUAUGGUUG
Prunus avium (sweet cherry) is the source of this 849-nucleotide messenger RNA. RefSeq lists its product as uncharacterized. The record is from RefSeq and is a predicted model, not a curated record. NCBI's taxonomy places the organism in Eukaryota, Viridiplantae, Streptophyta, Magnoliopsida, Rosales, Rosaceae.